This is a messenger RNA of Gaeumannomyces tritici R3-111a-1, 716 nucleotides long. RefSeq lists its product as hypothetical. The record is from RefSeq and is a predicted model, not a curated record. The coding region runs from base 1 to 651 and encodes 216 amino acids. NCBI's taxonomy places the organism in Eukaryota, Fungi, Ascomycota, Sordariomycetes, Magnaporthales, Magnaporthaceae. The transcript has a single exon.
AUGGUCAGCUACGAAGCCAUGUUCAAAGCCCUUGGGGAAGCCCUUGUGUGGGUAACAACGGUCGCGGUUCUUCUACUUCUAACCGGUCUUGCGUCGCCACAUCAAACACACCUCUUUACACCAUCAAGCCCCUCGGACACACCCGCUUGGAGCUGGCUACUAAUCACCAUUGUAAUUCUCUACUUCGUGUCGGUCUGGCAGGCCGCAUCCGCCGCUUGUGACUCUGCCAGUCCCGGCGGCGGAAGGUUCAGCCACGCACUCAAAACCAGCCUAGCCAUCGUCAUCUGCGUUCUCCUCACCUGGGGCCCGUUCGCGGACUUGGUCGAGACGUUCCUGAUGCGGGCGAGUGCCUUUCUCGCCGUGGCCUUUCGCAGGGUGCCCGCCUGGAAGGGGCUGAGCGCCGACGGUGUUUACAACGCCUAUCACGCCACGUGCCGGUUGAACCAGCACCCGGAUGCGACCUGCGCAGCUCGCUACUUGCUGCACUACACCAAGGCGUUCCCCCGGAACACGCUGUGGGCAGGCAGUGUUAGGGAAAGCCACGAUACUUAUUUUUUAAACUUCCUCCGGUCGCAUCCAUACUGCGCCAUGUUGUGGAUAGCUUGCUGGGAGCUUCUGUUCCUUUGCGCAAAGCAUAUUGCUUUUCCGUAGCUCUAUGCUACGUGGGCGGUAAACAUUUUCACGCUUUCCCAUAUCGUUUAAUAACAAAAUUUGGC